Diaporthe citri is the source of this 2382-nucleotide messenger RNA. RefSeq lists its product as uncharacterized. NCBI's taxonomy places the organism in Eukaryota, Fungi, Ascomycota, Sordariomycetes, Diaporthales, Diaporthaceae. The record is from RefSeq and is a predicted model, not a curated record. Gene Ontology annotation, cellular component: nucleus. Bases 1 to 2382 code for a protein of 793 amino acids. Gene Ontology annotation, molecular function: zinc ion binding; DNA-binding transcription factor activity, RNA polymerase II-specific; transcription cis-regulatory region binding. The transcript has 7 exons. Gene Ontology annotation, biological process: regulation of DNA-templated transcription.
AUGAACCGCCGGAGUGUCGAGCCCGUCUCGGCCCUGCCCUCCGCACGCGGCUCCAAGAGCCAGCAGGGAAAAUGGGGAAGCGCCUGCGCAGCGUGUGCGACCGCCAAGGCCAAAUGCCUCCGUAGCACCGAUGAGCCAGGAACUCCGUGUGACAGAUGCAAGCGCCUGGGGAAGGAUUGUACUGGCCAGGUACACCAGCCCCGCAAGAAGCGAACACCCAAGGCGUCUAAGACAUCACAACUUGAAGAACGGCUGAAUGGACUCGUCGAUCUCCUUCGGGCGUCAGGGGAAUUCCCCACGGACGGGUCAAGGACAAGGCAGAGUUCGUCGUCGCAAUUCGAGGACGAGCCAGCUUCAUCACAAGGGCCUUCUCCGAUCUCCUCCAACGCGACUGCAAAUGUCAUACGUAUACCUCAGUCUUGGAACCGACAUGCUCCCCCUCGAUGUAUUUGUCGAGCUCAAGCGGGGGAUGUUCCACGUCGGAGACGUUCGGACGAGGAGCUGCUGGCCAUCUAUCAAGACAGACUUAUACCCGUGUUUCCAUUUGUUGUCAUCCCGCCGGAUACAACGCCCGAGCGCCUCAAGGCUGAACGGCCCUUCUUAUUCUCUGCCAUCUGCAUGGCUGCCUCGAUAUCAGACGUGAACUCGAUGCGUGGACAGAUGUUUGCCCUAACGAAGCAUCUGAUGAAUGAAAUGAUGGUGGAGUCAAACCGGUCAAUGGACCUGCUCCAGGGAAUACUGGUGAUGUUAGCCUGGUACCAGAAUCACUGUCUCAUGCAUGCUCAACUUAACAACCUUAUACAUCUGGCUCAGGCCUUGCUGGCCGAUCUCGGCUUGAACAGGUCGCCUGAGGUCCAGGAGCGGUCCAACGUCAUGGUAUUGAAUCCGCCCGCGCCGAAUCGGACAACGAACGAAGAUAGGCGAGCAAUACUAGGUGUUUGGUUCCUCAGCUCUUCGGUCGCGACUGGUUUGAUGAAGGCACUGCCUAUGAGGUUUUCAAAAUAUACAAGACAGUGUCUUGAGGAUCUGGAUAAAGCUUCUGAGUACGAAUCGGAUCUGCUGCUCGUCCAGCUGGUCAAAAUACAACGCUUGACGGAGCGGAUACAUAAUUGGGCGUCCCAGGAAGACGAAGAGGAUGAUGUGUCGGUCUAUCUUAAGGCACCCGCUGCAGCCUAUCAGGUUGCCUUUCAUGGGGAAAUUGGCAGGCUGCAGUCAUCAUUGCCCGCCAGCUUGGUUGGCAACAGACUGCUCCAGGUAUACUUCGCCUUUGUGACGCUUCACCUCAACGAACCACCUCCUAUUGAUACAGACCGUCUGAAGAAACUGGAAGAGUCACUCAGCUCCGUAGCUCUCAAUGGCUCGUCGUCCCUCGACGGCUUGUAUCGCGCCCAAUACGCACUGAAGGGAUUCUUUGAGAAGUGGUUCGAAAUGCCCACAGACUUUUAUACUUCCAUGCCGAUCUUUGUCAUGCUGGAAGUAGUCUACGGGAUCACAAUGCUGGCCCGAUGGGCUAAGCUGCUGGGUCCAGGACAGACCCGACGAGGAAACACUGUGCCAGACAUCUUGGUUCCGCAGAAGAUUGUGUGGGACCCUUCGGCUGUGCGGCCCUCGCCAAACUCCUUGCUUGGAGCCGGGCUUGCUCCUCUGAAGCCAUUCGAACCAGGCAGCGAUACCGAAACCCAACCGGCAAAGUUGUCGACGGCUAGUCGAGGCUCUGCUUUAAUGAAGCUACCGCCGCCCAUCACAGAUCCAACACAGAUACCAGCAUCUCAUUUCCGCGAAGUUACUGACCCGACCAUACCUGGCGUUGUCGCCUCUCUUCGAUCUAAACUUCAGAAGCAACCAGGGCUGAACAUCGACAUUAUUGGAAUCUUGGCAAGCCUGGCACAGCGUUGCGAACAGGUACACCGAGAGCUUACUGAGGAGGGAGCGGGUGGGGCUUGGCAUAACGACGUUUGGUAUCUAUGCGCAAAAAAGGUCUUGAUCACUCGUGCCAAAUUGGAGAAAUGGGCCGAAAUCGUCGCCAUCGGCGGUGUGCCGACAGUAGAGCGCACCACCGAUACUGCGACGAGGAACACAAGAGCAGGCAAAGACGUCCAGAUGAUGGGCUCUGGUGCCGCAACAGAACAAGCCCAGACCGCCCCCAUUGGACGACAGCCCCUGUACAACGAGGACAAUGCCCUCGCUGCCUUUCAGAAACAAAUGGAAAUCGCUGGGCAAGGCGUACUGCCGCCUGAGUCAACAGUGGAUGCGUGGCAAUUCGACAGCAUGUGGACUAACGAGAUGUUCGAUCAGUUAGACCCGGCUCUGUGGCUGAACGAUGGCAAUGAUUGGGAAAUGGCUCUGCUUGGGCCUAUACAGGACAAUCAGUUCAGGAUAUAA